Molecule: messenger RNA, 1707 nt
Organism: Aureobasidium melanogenum CBS 110374
Lineage: Eukaryota; Fungi; Ascomycota; Dothideomycetes; Dothideales; Saccotheciaceae
Product: putative caffeine resistance protein 5
Exons: 7
Coding region: 1-1707 (568 amino acids)
Biological process (GO): xenobiotic detoxification by transmembrane export across the plasma membrane
Molecular function (GO): fluconazole transmembrane transporter activity
Source: RefSeq, a predicted model, not a curated record
AUGUCGGACCUAUUUCGAGAUGCUCCCGUCGGACAGAUGAUCCGAUGGCUUUCUAAAGACAGACUUUUACAGUAUCCGGAAGAAAAAGAUCCAUCGAUGUAUGAGAAGUAUCUCAACCGGGAGAAAUCAGGGAACAUGGCCAGACACGGUCAACCAAACGUACCCGAGGGCGAUCAAGAUAAUCAAGACCGUUCACGACACAACUCACAAUCUUCUGAGCCAACCAAGAAAGAAGAGGAUACAACGGUCAAUUCUGCGAGUGGGAAAGUUGUAGAUUCUGAAAAGGGAAAGGAUGUAAACCUCAUUGACUGGUGGGGACCCAAUGAUCCAGAAUGCCCGACCAAUUGGUCUCAGAAAAAGAAGUUUCUGGUGACUUUCGAGUUAUGCCUGUUAACCACCAGCAUCUACAUCGGCUCUUCCAUCUACAGCGCUGGCGAACAACAAAUUACCCAGAUCUUCGGUGUUUCAACAGUUGUUGCAACCAUUGGUCUUACGACAUUCGUUGCCGGCUACGGUCUUGGGCCGAUGAUCUGGAGUCCGAUGUCAGAAAUUCCACAAAUUGGCAGAAACCCCAUCUACAUCGUUACACUCUUCGCUUUCAUCUUCUUGAACUUUGGCGUGAUAUACGCUACGAACAUAGGCAUGCUUUUUGCUUUUCGAUUCCUUACAGGGUUCGUCGGAAGUCCGGUGUUAGCCACAGGCGGAGCCUCCCUCGCCGAUAUAUACGUGCCUAGGAAAAGGGCUUAUGCAGUUGCCAUCUGGGGCAUCUCGGCGAUUUGUGGCCCUGUUUUGGGACCUUUGGUCGGUGGAUUUGCUGCCCAGCAUGAAGACUGGACAUGGCCAAUCUGGGAACUUGUCUGGCUCUGCGCAUUCUGCUGGGUCUUCCUCAUGCUGUUUCUGCCAGAAACUUCUGCCAACAAUCUGCUGGUCCGUCGAACAAAAAGACUGAGAAAGCUUACCGGUAACCAAAACUUGCGUUGCGAGGCCGAGCUGAUGGGCGAAGAUAUGUCGGUCAAAGAUAUCGUUAUAAUGUCUCUUGUGCGGCCGUUUACGCUAAACUUCACAGAAGGAAUCGUGUUCGCUCUCAAUUUAUAUAUUGCUCUCAUAUACGGCCUUUUGUACGUGUGGUUCGAAAGCUUUGUGAUUGUCUUUAUCGACAUUUAUGGCUUCAACCUAGGAGAAGAAGGUCUUGCAUACCUGGGUAUCCUGAUCGGAGCAUUCGCUAUCCUGCCUCCAUUCUUUCUGUAUCUGUAUAAGGUUCUUGAGCCCCAAUUUGACGACAACGGAGACUUGAAGCCUGAGAAACGUUUGCCCCCAGCUUGCGUGGGCGCUUUCAUGAUUCCUGUCUGUUUGUUCUGGUUUGGCUGGAGUGCAAGGGCCGAUAUCCACUGGAUCAUGCCUAUCAUCGGUUCGGCCUUCUUCUCCAUGGGGUCCGUUCUCUUGUUCAACAGUGUACUCAACUACUUGCCCGAUGCAUAUCCUGAAUACGCGGCUUCGGUAUUGGCCGGCAAUGAUUUCAUGAGGUCCGCCUUCGGCGCCGGGUUCCCGUUGUUUGCCCGUGCAAUGUACGACGACCUAGGGGUGGAUUGGGCGUCAUCGACGCUUGGUUUCCUUGCUAUUGCAUUCAUACCGAUUCCCUUCGCCCUUUACUUUUUUGGAGAGACACUACGCAAGAAGUACAGUAAACAUGCUAGAAAGGACAUAUAG